CUGAUUCAGUGGUACAUGUAAACGAAAACAAAAAUUGUUAUGAUUCUUGCAGGAACGCUAGUUUGUUUCGCGCAUUAAAGGGUUUAGGUUUUAUAAUUAAGUAACGUAACAUAAAAAUUAAAUAACAUUCGCUAUGCACCGACGCGGAGGCAAAAGGAUUCGUCUGGACGACCCGCCUCCCGAAUAUGAAAACCCCAUGACGCCUCAAGUAGAACCGGAGCAUUAUGGUACUACUUAUAUGCAAUCCGGUAUCUACCAUGAUUCUUAUCAAGAACAAGCUGGAACUUCUGGCGCCUCGUCUGAUGGCAUGUUUGAAUCACCUCCGACUCCCGGACUAAGACGAAUCACCAGAUCAAAAGCACGGGGACAAACAAAUCCUCCGCCACCUCCUCCAUCAUAUUCUCCAACACAUACUGCGGCAACUGGGAGAGGAAGAGGUCGGGGGCGCCCUCCCGGUCGCAAAAAUCACGUCGCAGACAUUCAUUUACGUCAUGACACAGAUGACGAGACGUCUUUGUACAAUGUUAUUAAAAAUGGGCGUGUGUCCUUAACGAACAUAGUCGAUGACUGGAUCGAAAGUUACAAGGUGAAUCGGGAAGCGGCCCUCAUAGAACUCAUGCAGUUUUUCAUCAACGCAGCAGGCUGCAAAGGUCGUAUUACACAAGAAAUGCAGGCUCAAAUGGAGCACGCGGCUAUUAUUAGGAAAAUGACUGAAGAAUUCGACGAAGAGUCUGGAGAGUAUCCUUUAAUAAUGGCCGGCCAGACUUGGAAGAAAUUCCGCCAAAAUUUUUGCGAUUUUGUGCAGACAUUGGUGAAGCAAUGUCAAUACACCAUCAUUUACGAUCAAUUUUUGAUGGAUAAUGUUAUAUCUUUAUUAACGGGAUUAUCUGACUCUCAAGUACGUGCAUUUAGGCAUACUGCCACCUUAGGUGCCAUGAAAUUAAUGACCGCCUUAGUAGAUGUCGCUUUAACAGUGUCAGUGAACUUGGACAACACUCAGAGACAGUACGAAGCGGAAAGGCAAAAAACUAGGGAAAAAAGAGCUAGUGAUCGUUUAGAAGCUCUGCUCGGCAAGAGACAAGAAUUGGAGGAAAAUAUGGACGAAAUUAAAAAUAUGCUGACUUAUAUGUUCAAGUCAGUUUUUGUUCACCGAUACCGAGAUACCCUGCCAGAAAUCCGAGCUAUCGCAAUGACCGAAAUCGGAGUGUGGAUGCACAAAUUCCAUGCAAAUUUCUUAGACGAUUCAUACUUAAAAUAUAUCGGAUGGACGUUACAUGACAAAGUUGGAGAGGUUAGACUAAGGUGUUUACAAGCCCUACAGCCUCUGUACGCUAGUGAAGAAUUAAAAGGAAAACUAGAGCUUUUCACUAACAAAUUUAAAGACCGUAUAGUAGCAAUGACAUUAGACAAAGAGUAUGACGUAGCAGUACAAGCAGUACGACUCGUGAUUUCGAUUUUGAAACACCAUCAUGAAAUUUUGACCGACAAAGACUGCGAACACGUUUAUGAAUUGGUAUAUUCGUCUCAUAGAGCAGUGGCACAGGCCGCCGGUGAAUUUUUGAACGAAAGGCUCUUCCAGCCCGGGGAUAUGGACCCCGGCAAAACGAAACGGGGCAAAAGGCGUUUGCCCAACACCCCAUUCAUCAGAGAUCUCGUGCAGUUCUUCAUAGAAUCGGAAUUGCACGAGCACGCCGCUUAUUUGGUGGACUCGCUUAUCGAGUCCAACGUUAUGAUGAAAGAUUGGGAAUGCAUGACCGAUCUGCUGUUGGAAGAACCCGGGCCCCAUGAAGAACCCUUGGACAACAGGCAAGAGACGAGCCUCAUCGAGAUAAUGGUGUGCUGCGUGAAACAGGCCGCGAGCGGGGAGGCACCCGUGGGGCGGGGUCCCACGAGGAAGGCCACUUCCUUAAGGGAAAUGAAGCUGACCGGCGAAGAUAAGCAAAAAUUGACCGAACAUUUUAUCGUAACGUUACCACCGCUGUUGGAUAAGUUUUCGGCGGAUCCCGAAAAACUAGCGAAUUUACUAAGCAUCCCGCAGUACUUCGAUUUGGAUCUUUAUACCAGCGGACGGCAAGAAGGUUGCCUGCAAGCUUUGCUGGUCAAAUUGAAAUAUAUAGUGCAGGUGCAUCAUGAACCCGAGGUUUUGGAAACGCUCGCCAAAACUCUGGAAAUCUUGUGCACGGAAGGGCACUCGAUCUACACGAAAUGCGACGUUGCCAGGUCGACGAUUAUCGAUAUGAUCGUGUCCGCAUACAAGGAAGCGAUCGACGACUGGCGUAACUUGUUGUUGGGCGAGGAGACUCCCAAUGCCGACGAAAUUUUCAACGUGGUUAGUUCGAUGAAAAAAGUGUCGAUGUUUUACGCCUGUCACAAUUUGAACCAGUGGGAUUUGUGGGACAUGUUGUUCCUGGACUUUAAGGACCUCGAAAGUAAACUCCCUCCGGAGGCGCUGAAAUAUUGCCUCAGUUCUUGCUACUACUACUUGCUGUGGGGCCUGAAGGACCUCGAAAGUAGCCACGAGGCGGGAGGGUUGCAACACGCCGAAGUUCAAGACCUUCGAGACAAACUAGACGAGUUCUUGGAGGCCUCUCAAACUCUAAUUAAAUCUUCGCCCCACAUCCUGAUCAAGGAGGAGGCCUACAUAGGUCUUUGCGAUCUGUUGAUAGUCUUCAGCGACCAGUUGAAGUCCGGCCACGAGUAUUUGGCCGAACUGGCUUGUACGCCUGACAGGAACCUCCAGUUGCUCUUGAACGAGUUCGUUCAGACGUACGUGUUCGUUCCCGAGCAGGAUUCCGAACACGACGAGCACCGAAUCGAGGAACUUCACAAGAGACGUAACUUUCUGGCCGCCUAUUGUAAAUUAAUAGUGUACAAUAUAAUGCCUACGAAGGCGGCUGCAGACGUUUUUAAAAAUUACGUGAAGUGUUACAACGAGUACGGGGACAUAAUCAAGACCACAUUGAGCAAGGCGAGGGAGAUCAACAAAGUGAACUGCGCGCUGACUAUGUGUCUCAGUUUGAACAUGAUGUUUAACGAGGUGCAAAGGCUGUGCAACGGGAGAAAUUCGAGGCAGCACGAGGAAUUUUUUGCCCUCAAGGAACUGGCCAAGCGUUUCGCAUUGUCCUUCGGGUUGGACGCCGUCAAAAAUAGGGAAGCCAUCACGGCUUUGCACCGAGCCGGUAUACUAUUCGCGGUCAUGGGUGCCGAAAAUGCGGACGACCCCACCGGCCCGCCCCCAAACCUUCCGUUUUUGGAAAUACUAACCGAAUUCACGAACAAACUUUUGAAGCAAGACAAGAAAGUCGUAAUGACGUUCUUGGAUCGGAGAAUUACCACAGGUAUGCCCAGCAGUCGGGGUGAGGAUUGGCAGCCUCUGCUUUUAUAUAGGAAUUCCUUACUGCACGGCGAAACGGAUGUAUUACCCAUGACCAGCAAACGGGCGUACGGUAGGAAGCGAAAAGACCCAGAAUCUGAACACGAAGAUGACAACCUCUCCGAUCAAGAAUUUCCUGGGAAUUUAUAUGGAUAAAAUGAUAGAAAUAAAAUAGUUCUUAUUUAUUAACCAAGUGUUUUGAUUGCCAAUGUUGAAUUGGUAGCCUCCAAAAAAUUUCACCAAACUUUACUUAGGAAUUUCCAUGGGUGGAGUUUCCAGAAGCUAGAAACUUAUGGUGCUAUCUCUCCAUGUCGCAACAUUAAAGUGAUUCCUCACUAACCACAAACAUUUCCACCAUAAUAAU
Molecule: messenger RNA, 3737 nt
Organism: Cylas formicarius (sweet potato weevil)
Lineage: Eukaryota; Metazoa; Arthropoda; Insecta; Coleoptera; Brentidae
Product: cohesin subunit SA-1
Exons: 8
Coding region: 134-3529 (1131 amino acids)
Biological process (GO): sister chromatid cohesion
Cellular component (GO): nucleus; chromatin; cohesin complex
Molecular function (GO): chromatin binding
Source: RefSeq, a predicted model, not a curated record